Moneuplotes crassus is the source of this 714-nucleotide messenger RNA. The record is from the annotation of a GenBank genome assembly. NCBI's taxonomy places the organism in Eukaryota, Ciliophora, Spirotrichea, Euplotida, Euplotidae.
AUGGAAAAAUCUGUUCGUGAAGAAAAUUAUUUACUUGAAAAACUCCACUGAGAUCUAAUAAAUAAUUAUUUUUGGUUUGAGAAAUUGAGUGCGGAGAAAAUGACGAUUGGAAUAACGAAGGAAAUGAAGAGUAAUAAAGGGGUGCUUAUGAAGACAAGACAUCCGAUUGGGUUUGUAAGGCUGUUUGGAGUGUUUAUUGAGCAGGAAGAGGUGAAGAAUGAAGCGAAGAUGGCUCUUACUUUAGAAGGGGUUAGGGAAGUUGAGAAGUUCAGAUUUAAGCUUGAUAUUAGGAAGCCAAUAAAGUAUGAGAGAUACCUUCUAAAAGGCCUUUAUAAAGUCCAAAAUUGUCUCCACUUACAAGACUGCCAUUUGACCAAAAAUCAAUUCCGAAAACUAAUCCAAACCGGUCGACAUAUCCCCCACUUCAAAUUCCAAAAUUGCACACUGGACCUCACCAACCUCACUUUCACCCCAACACUGACCUUCUCCAUUAAAUUCCUCGAAUUCGAAAGACCCUCCUCCACCUAUCCCUCCUCAGGAAGCUCUCCUGCCCUAUACCUCCAAAAAGACUGAGUGUACAGCCUAAUGAAAUCUAUCGCAGAGAGUAACCUUCAGAGAUCCCUCCAAAAGUUGGCAGUCGACAUUGAAUUACUAAAGCCUGAUAUGCUUCAGUGGAAAAGAGAUUUUGGGCUGAAAUUGUUAAGGAUUAUUUAA